AUGGCAUUGAGGGCAAGACCACAUGUUUUCUUAGGAAUUUUUGCAGUUAUUCAGAUUCAAUUUACCUUACAGGAAUUGCCAUCCAGUGGGGUCUCCUGCUUUACAUUUGAAGGGCUCUCCGAGCAAGAGAGUGCUGGUGUAAACCUCAAGCUUUACAAUAAAAGAUGGAAAAGACCAGUGGAUGAGAUCAGUCAGAACCAGGAUCUGGAACGUUAUAAAGAGCACGGCAAAUUGGAUUCAGAGCGCUUUCCAGAAGUUGUGACAAAUGAGACUCAUGAUAACUUAUCCAUUAAGAGAGAUAUGGACCAUGUCUACUACACAUCCAAAUUCUAUGGGCCCACAGAUAGUCCAGACAAUGUUAGAAGAAGAACAAUAUAUGAAUAUCAUCGGGUAGAGCUCUUAAAAUCCAAGAUCGCAAACAUCACUGCUGUUGAGAUGCUUCCUCUACCAACCUGCCUUCAGUUCUACAGCUGUGAGACGUGUGUUACGGCUCAGAUCGGCUUCAACUGUAGCUGGUGCAGUCGCCUGCAGAGAUGUUCCAGUGGUUUUGACCAGUAUCGUCAGGACUGGGUUGACAGUGGGUGCUUAAUUGAGGAACCAGUUUCCUAA
Sinocyclocheilus grahami is the source of this 609-nucleotide messenger RNA. RefSeq names its product plexin domain-containing protein 2. The coding region runs from base 1 to 609 and encodes 202 amino acids. The record is from RefSeq and is a predicted model, not a curated record. NCBI's taxonomy places the organism in Eukaryota, Metazoa, Chordata, Actinopteri, Cypriniformes, Cyprinidae. The transcript has 7 exons.